AUGACUGUUACUAGAUUAGAAGAUCUACCGAAUGAAUUGUGGUUAGAACUUUUCGUCUAUUUCACAUGGUCGGAACUAAAUUCAACAUGGUUUCAAUGGAAAUUUAAUAAACGUAUUCAAAUGAUAGCUGAAGUAGCGCGGAAUCGAGUUGCUUUGUCACUCUCGUCGAUGUCGUUUACAACGUACGGUCAAUGUUUGCAUUAUUUCGAACAUGAACAUCCAAUGAUCGCUUAUCGUAUAACUUCUCUUUUGCUAAAUGAAUCAGCUGUAUCAAAUGAAAUUAUUAAUCGAUGGCUUGAAAAUGAUACAUCUUUUCUUCCACGUAUUCGACAAUGUACAGUCUAUAUAGAUCUCGUUAAUAGAUCUGUUCGCGCAAAUGUUAUUCUCCUUAUUCGUCGACAUGCAUCGAUAUUACGUCGUAUUGUAUUUUAUUUCGAAAGAGUCGAUAGAUAUUAUUCUAUAUUGAAAAUGAUCAUCGAACAAGGCAUUUCUCUGCAUACAAUGCAAUUUAUCAUUAUUGGAGGUAAAGAAAUAUGUUUUUGUUGA
Rotaria sp. Silwood2 is the source of this 546-nucleotide messenger RNA. Lineage: Eukaryota; Metazoa; Rotifera; Eurotatoria; Philodinida; Philodinidae. The record is from the annotation of a GenBank genome assembly.